Messenger RNA from Toxorhynchites rutilus septentrionalis, 11012 nucleotides. RefSeq names its product frizzled-4 (gene fz4). The coding region runs from base 1455 to 3206 and encodes 583 amino acids. Gene Ontology annotation, cellular component: plasma membrane. Gene Ontology annotation, biological process: canonical Wnt signaling pathway; non-canonical Wnt signaling pathway. Lineage: Eukaryota; Metazoa; Arthropoda; Insecta; Diptera; Culicidae. The transcript is spliced from 3 exons. Gene Ontology annotation, molecular function: Wnt receptor activity; Wnt-protein binding. The record is from RefSeq and is a predicted model, not a curated record.
UACCGAGUGGACGUGUUUUUCACGCGCGAGGACACACGCGCUUUUAUCAGUUGGGUUCUCCGCUGUCACACGGUGCACAAGUAGCGCAUCUUUCUUUUAUGGUUUAUGCGUCUUUUUUUUUGUUACGGUUAUUCGCGCGAGACACAAACAUUCGCAAGUGUUAUCUAAAUUAUGAUAAUUUUUACGCGCUGUCGUUAUUGACGGACGGUUUGCAGACCUAAUUAAUUUAUUCCGAGGCAGACCGCCUCGGUUGUGUUCGCGUUGUGCGAUGCGAUCGCGUUGUGAGUUAUCAGUUUGAAUUUUGUCACAACUCGGUGAGAACAAUUGGAAUGUAUCGUGAAAAAUAACAAAAAGAGUGUCCAGUGUUUGUGACACGUUAACUUGUUACGUUUGCAUUUAGCGUAAAGUGUGAACCUUUCGAUAUCCGGAAUCUGGAUCGAUGAAUUUCAGGCGCAAAUGUUUUGCUACGAUUGACUUGUUUCUCACGACUUCUAGCUGGGAAUUGUUGAUUUACAUCCAUCUCGAACUAAAAUAGCUAUCGUGUGCGAUCAAUGUGUGGUUCAGCAUAUAAAUAUUUGCAGGAAAAUUUGCAUUAUUGCUGCGGAUGAAUAAAUAAAUUUUGGAACAGUUCGCACCACACACAGCUCAUCUUCUGCCGCUUUUUGGUCGUAAAAAUCGGUACAUCUGUUUACGCUUCGAGUGUGCGCUGUGGAAAUGUUUACUGGAAGAUCCCAGAAGUGCUUGAUUUAUUUUUGAAAAUGCUGUGCGCCGAAAUGUUUCGAUAGUUACAGGCCUGUAGGAAAAAUAUACAUUAUACAUUACUGCGCGGAGUCAAACAACAGGUGCCCUUGUUGUGUUGGAGAGGUUUGAGCAAUGCGAACUAUUUUUGCGUGAAAAUCUGUCCUAUUGACACAACAGUCAAGUGUGCGGAAAGACCACUUUGGUUGAACCAAAGCCGACAUCGAGUGAAGAACGAAGGUGAAUUAUAACAAAUAAUCGCAUAACAAGAGAGAAUAUCGGUGGAGAAGAAACGAGAAGAUUAUUAAAGAAGAAAAAAAAGGUUGUUUCGAGGAAGAGAAGAAAAGUUUCACGUUUCCGAGAGUGCCCGCUGCUGUAGCUGAGAAUGAAUGUUAUUACUUUUAUGAGCUGAAUGCUGUGUUCUUCCCGGGUUGCAUGCUGUGGUCGGCGAUGAUUGGAAUCGCUCGUUUGAAAGAAGAAUCGGCGCGCGGUGGAAUGCGAGGCGGGAACCAGGUCUGAUUUUCUCUUUGACGCUGUCGUCAAUGAGUACUCCAGAUGAAAAUUAUGUUGAAGAAGAAACGUGAAGACGUGAAGCAGGAACAAGAUUCAUCACAAAUCUGAUCGAUGUUCGCGGAACGAAAACAAUAAAAGUGCUAAUACGCGAGAACUCAGUGGAUAUCGUUCGUUGUUGGCGUCUAGGCUUAGUUUGGUAUCACAUGCACAAUCAUAUCACAGUCAAGAUGCUCGGUAUGAUCUUGCUACUGUUGAUUGGCUGUACAUCAGCUGUUCUGAGCACAUCGGACUUUACCGCUCAGCGCACGUGCGAACCAAUUCGAAUAGAGCUGUGUCGAGGUAUUGGGUACAACGAGACAUCCUUGCCCAAUCUUGUUGGACACGAGUUGCAGUCCGAUGCUGAUUUCACGCUACAAACCUUCUCCCCGUUGAUUCAGUAUGGUUGUAGCAAACAGUUGAAGUUUUUCCUGUGCGCGGCUUACGUGCCGAUGUGUACACCAAAAGUUCCUAUGCCAAUCGGACCGUGCCGUGGCCUCUGUCUCACGGUCAAAACGUUGUGUCAUCCUAUCUUGCAGGGGUUUGGAUUUCCGUGGCCAUCCGCUCUCGACUGUUCUCGGUUUCCGGAGGAGAACAACCAUGAGCAUAUGUGCAUGCAGGGUCCAGGUGAACCCACGGACAGCGUUGUAAUGAUCUCCAACAAUGAUCGCCCCACAUGUCAAGGAUUAAUUAAAUCCCAUUUAUACGUGCGGCUGAAUAGGUCGGGCCGUUGUGCCCCUCUUUGCGAGGCAGACAUUAUGUUUGAACAGAAUGAAAAGCAUUUCGCGGAAGUUUGGUUAACGUCGUGGAGUGUUGCCGCGCUGUUUACGGCCAUUGUAGCCACAUUGUGUUUGAUCCUGGCUACGAAACGUUGGGACAAGAUUCUAAUGCCUCUGGUCAUCAGUCAUUGCUUGGUCACGGUUGGUUGGGCUGUCCGCUGGCUAGCGGGCCGUAAUGCAACUGCUUGCGGUUACGAUAUACAGCUUCCGGGCGUUUCACUGCUACUCACUGACGGCCUUAUGACGGCACCAUGUGCGGCCACGUUCCUCUUACGCUACUACUUCGGCAUGACGGCAGCUGUUUGGUGGGCUAUACUUUGUUUGCGCUGGAGUAAAUCGGUUCGACGACUUCUAAAUACCGAACUGAGCGGAGAUCAUCAUUCCGAAAAGUCGGAUUCCUCGUACAGUACCUUGUUCCAGCUGGCCGCCUGGGGAUUGCCUGCGGUGCAAACUGUUGUCGUGCUCGUCGUUCGAUUGGUUGACGCAGAUGAACUUUUCGGUUCAUGUUUCAUCGGAAACCAGUCCGACAAAGCGCUGCUCGGGUUCGUCAUAGUCCCUCUGCUAACCUAUUGGGUCAUUGGAUCCGGCUACCUCUUCACGGCGUAUCUUCGGAAGCGCUCAGCAUCGGCCCUGUUGGUGAGCAAUCUGCCAGUGCACAUCAACGGCAUGGGAAAGUUCCUAUUCAUCUAUUCCGUACCAAGCUCGCUGCUGCUUGUGGUGAUGUUUUACGAGUUUGCCUACCGGGAAAAUUGGCUCAGCACGCCCCAUCCAUCGCUGGAAACGGUGUCCUCAGCGAAGGCACCAAUUUGGCCUUUCAUCGCGCGGGCGGUGGUUGAGUUGCUGGUCGGAGUACUGGCAUCGGCCUGGGCUGUCGGACCCCGGAUAGCUGGCCUGUGUCGGAGUAAGGUCAACAAUCAAGUCUAUAAGCAGCCAGCGCCGAAAUUCGGCGCAUCGCCCUUCUCGGCCGCUUCGUAUCAAACGGUCUGUCCCCAGAAUUCGCUCGUUUCCGUUUCGAUAGGUAAAGUUCCUCCGCGCCAUGCACGGAAGUAUCCGUCCCAUUCGCACAUCAACCGCAAACCUCGCAACUACAAGGCGUCCUCGCAAACGAUGAGCCUCACCGGUAAUGAGACCGUGCUGUGAGAUGGGCGGUGGAGGUAGGGCGAACCCCACGAGGACCGAAACACAGGGAUUCGACGGAAGGGUCAAUUAUCGGCGUACAACGUUACGUCGGCGACAAUGUGAUAUUAAUUUUAGUGUGGAGAGUAAAUUAUUUAACUUGGAUUUUUACAUGUACCGUAAUAUUAUAGCUAGCCCAAACGACUGUGUGUACAUUUUGAGGGUAACGACGCGAUAAAAUUGAUCAUUUUUAAGAUUGGUACUUAAGAAAGGGUUUAAUCAUAUGUUGCAGAAAUUAUAAUUUGUGAACUGACAAGUAUAAGUGCUGAGGGCCGGAGAACAACAAGCGGUAAUGAAACACAAACGAUAUCUACACGCAGAAUCGGUGGUGCCGUUGGGGCGCAAGCAGAGUUUGCAGACCUACACACGCGUGUAAACAUAAAAGUGGAAAGUCAGGUGGAAGUUGUGAGUGGCCCGGGUUGUAAAUUGUUGAUGGCGUACCUGUUAAUCGACUAACGUGGGCUUCGUGAAAACAAGAACUUCGGGAUUCAUAAUUCUGCAGUUGUGCCUUUAGAAAGUUGAAACAGUUGGGUCACCGUAAUGUGGGAAGCUUUAGUAUUACAUAUAAUUUUUCCUGUGUAAAAUAACAUAUUGAAAUGCUAAGUAUCAUUGCUUAUAAGCUCCCUGUGAGUUUUUGCGCGAAAGGCUGUCAACCUGGCAAAACAUUGCUGGUUGAUUUAUAAUUUUCAAUCUUCCCUCUGAACUUGUUUUUUUUAAGUUGGUACUAUACUGUCAGUAUUCUUAAUGUCAAUUUUGAUUGCGAUCUGUCAUUUAGUUUGUUUUUGGUGAAUCAACUAUGUCGAAAACACGGGUGAAUUAAUUGUAUAAGGCAGUGAUUUUCAACCGGUGGGGAAUUCGGUCAUUAAGACGCGUCCACAUUACGCCAAUCGGCCUUGGCCGCCCGGUAAAGCCGACUAAAUGUGGACGUACUGCUCGGGCUUGCCGACGUGUCGAAAACUGACUCGAAUCAGACCGAACCCAACCCGAAACAAGUGGGUCCGGAGAAAGUCGAACCAAAACAAAACGAAGUAAAUUAGCGUUGACAGGGUUGCCAAUAAUAUUUUUCAAAAAACUGGAAGACUGCUUUUAAAAAAACUGGAAGAAAACUGGAUCCUGUAAAAUCAUUUUAUUUUAAGAAGUUCGACUUUGAUUCAUCUAAAAUGAUAAAUGAUUUAUUUUAACCUAUUCCAAUGUUUUAGAAUAAAAUUUACUUCGAUGCCUCGUGUAGUAUUCAUAUGUAAUUCAUAAAAAAAAAUGGGUGGGUUAUAUCUAUGAUAUAACCGCAAGGUUGACGUGGGACUACCUUAGCUUAGUAAUCAUUUGUAUGUAUUGAUUGAAUUUUUGAUUAAAUGUAACAAUUUCCGAAUUCAAUUGAAUUCAAUAUAUUUGCGUUGUGAGUAAAAAGUUUGAACAAAUGCCACGUCUCUAGUGUCUGCACGAUCUUACCAGGUACCUAUGUUUAGGAGACCGUGUUAGGGAAACGCAUUCGAGUCUGCACAAAGGCAAGCGAGUAUAAAAGUACCCGCAGUUUGCAUGUAUUUGCAAUGCCGAUUUCCCCAGACACCUUGGUUUAGAAGUCUUUAUAGGUAAUCAGAUUUUAGUCGGAGCAAAAAUACUCCGGACCUGCAUGAAUUUGCAAUCCCAAUUUCCCUAGACACCUUGGUUCUGAAGCUUGUGUUGGGGAAACAUAUUUUAGUCGGAACAAAUUGCCCUCGACUUGCAUGUAGUAGCAAUGCCAACUUCCCCACGCUCCUUGGAUUUGAAAUCUGUGAAGGGAAACGCAUUUCGGUGGGAACAAAAGCUGCCCCUACUUUCAUGUGUUUGCAAUGUCGGUUUCGCCAAUGCUGCUUGGUUUCGGAGAGAACAAAAGUUUCCCUACUGUCAUGUAUUUUCAAUUCCGAUUUCCCCAACGCUGCUUGGUUUUGAAGUCUGUGUUGGGGAAACCGUAAAUCGGGCCAAUCAAAACGAGGCAGUUAGGGCGUUUAGAUAACGCUUAACAUUUUACAGUUAUUCAAUUAUUUAUCUAAUGAAAAAUGACAUUUUAUUAAUUGCGAUAGAUGCGUAGAAAUAUUCCCUAUCAAUUGUUGCAAACAUCUUUCCGAUCCAGUAGAAAAUGUUCGAGUUAUAAGCAUUCGAAAUCUUGCAUUUUUUCCUGCAUGUUCAGUGUUUAUGUUUUCAUUUUACCCCCCUUAUAUUCCGGUUAGACGUAGUCCCACGUCAAAAAUAGCAAAAAAAACAUUAAUUAACCAUUCGAGCAGAUCAAAACAACGUUCUCCACCACUCGAACAUUACCGUGGAAUAUAUUUGAGGAUUUUUUAUAUUUGAGGAUGAGGAAAUAUUUGAGGAUGAGGAAAUAAAACCGUAUUUUCUAGAAGUUCUAGAAGAAAAUAGAACUUCUAGAAAAUACGGUUUUAUUUCGAUAAAAUUUGAAAAAUCUCGUAUUUAUUGAUCGACAAUGUGAUUAAUUGAGGUGUAGUGUUUCUUUUGACCAUAUUCGCUAUCUUUUUCGCAUUCACGAAGAAUUUAGAAUAGAGAAACUCCGCCUGCGAAUGAGGGAUCUUUAUAGAACCAUGUCCGAAAAAGAACUUAAAACUAUUGAUAACCAGAGCAACGGGUCCAAAGCCCAUAAGGAGGACGGUUAUAAUAGCUGUUAUCCAUCGCUAUUACGUAAAGAAAGAUAACUCUCCACCUUCGCUAUCGAAGUGCGAUACAGAGUACGUGCGAUUGAUAACGGAACAUAUCAUCGGUAAUACUGGUUUAAGAAGAGUUCUCUCGGUUAUCUUCUCAGGUUUUCAAAAGAUAACUCUCCUCCUUCAAGAUUGAAGAUGAGUAACGGAAUAUAUCGCCGGUCCGAUUGGAUUUAUAGUUCUUCUGGUUAACUUUUCAUGUUUCACAUAGAUAACUCUCCGCCGUCGCGAAUGGAUUUCUAUACAGUGUGAAGGCUAUGUAUAACAUAAGAUAUCGCUGGGACGAUUGCUGUUAGAGGAAUUCUCUCAGUUACCUUCUCAGGUUUCCCAACAUUCCACCGUCGUGAUUGGAUUUCGAUUGUAAAAGACGCGAAGAAUAAUAGGAUAUACAGCCGGUCCAAAUAAUUGUACAGGUUUUCCUUUUCAGGUUACUUAAAAAUGAUCUAUGCCGCAUGUUGUGCAACAUGAGAUUUUCAGAUUUUAUUUCGUCGAAUGAUCGAUUGAUGUAAACGGAAACAAAAUUAUAUCAAUUAAAGUCAAUGGAGCGCAUUCUCCCUAUGAUCUUCUGAACUUGAUAGAAUGAAUUGGGUUACCUAUAGCACCUGAUGUUCAUAUAAACUCAAAGCCAGCAUAGCACGCGGUCUUUAUGAACCAUUUUGAAUAAGAUGUUCUGUUAUGAACAUUGCACCAGUCGUGGUUUUAAAUGGGAGAACAAUUGGAGGACCUAGAACAUAUAAUAUUUAUAUAAUCUCGAAGACAGUGUAGCACGUUGGGUAGGCGCCACACCGUUUUGAAUUCGUAAGCAUAAGCAGAAGAAAAAUAACACUGAGAGUGUGUAAGAAGAGAAAGAUCGAUCCAAGGUGAAUACAUCUUGAAUCGAUCGAACGAAAAAUGUCAAAUAUAAAAUUGAUCAAGGAAUAGGAGGGAUAAUAUAUAAGGCUGUCAAAAAAGUCCUGCGGUAUUUUUUUUGAAUUUUCAUUUGUUCAUAAAAUUAGUUACAAUCAUCUGUUUUAAGUCAAAUAUGCGCCGUUUUGUUCGAUGACUUGUUCCCAACGAGAUGCCAACUCCAUAAUACCCCUGUUAUAGAAACUCGCUUUCUUAUUGGCAAAAAACUCGGAUAGCCAAUUUUCACAGGCCUCUUUUGUGGCUAACUUUUGACUACCUAGCUCGUUCGCCAUGGACAAAAACAGGUGGUAGUCACUUGGUGCAUGGUCCGGACUAUACAGCGGAUGCAAAAGAACCUCCCAUCCGAGCUCCAGGAGCUUCUGGCGCGUCACCAAAGAAGUGUGUGGCCUCGCGUUGUGCUGAUGGAAGACAAUGCGGCCUCUGUUUAUCAAAGAUGGCCUCUUCUUCAUGAGUGCUACCUUCAAGCGGUCCAGUUGUUGGCAGUACAGGUCCGAAUUGAGCGUUUGGCCAUAGGGAAGCAGCUCAUUUGGUGGGAUUAUUCCUUGACAAUCCCACCAAACACACAGCAGAACCUUCCUGGCCGUUAAUGAGGGCUUGGCCACCAUCUGAGCCGCUUCAGCGGGCUUCGACCACGACCGUUUGCGCUUCACGUUGUCAUAAGUGACCCACUUUUCAUCGCCAGUCACCAUCCGCUUCAGAAACGGGUCGAUUUUGUUGCGAUUCAGCAGCGAUUCACAUGCGUCGAUACGGUCAAAGAUGUUUUUUGCGUCAACGUGUGUGGCACCCAUACAUCGAGCUUCUUUGUGAAUCCAAGCUUCUUCAAAUGGUUAAUAACGGUUUGAGGACUUAUCCCCAGCUCUUGGCCGAUGCUACGGCUGCUACUAUGCCGGUCUUUCUCGGCUAAUUCAGCGUUUUUGUCGCAAUUUUCGACGACAGGCCUUCCGGAGCGUGGCGCAUCUUCGACGACCUCUACACCAGAACGAAAACGUUGAAACCAUCGUUGUGCGGUGGAAAUGGAAACUGUAUCGGGUCCAUAAACUGCACAAAUUUUAUUGACAGCUUGAAAUGCAUUUUUGCCUUUGUCAUAGUAGUACUGUAAAAUAUGUCGGAUUUUCUCUUUAUUUUGCUCCAUAUUUGCGACACUAUAACUCACGAACGACUUAACCAAACAAAACACUAUCAAGGACUAUAUUAUAGCGUGCAAAAAUACCUUUCCAACAAGCUAUAGUAUGACUCGAUACAAUGAAUACAACUAGAACUACGCGCUUACAACGACACCUCGCGGAAAUAUCGCAGCACUUUUUUGACAGCCUAAUAGUUUUGCUACUGUCAUGCGAUGACCCAAUACAAGCAAGAACAAGCGAUGUGCAUUGCUUCAUAUCUAGAACGAUACUGAAAGUUUACCUCAGCGAGAUCCAAUAUUAAUGCUUUAGUCGUUCUUAAUCUUCUUGUUUUCUUUGUUCACGCAGGCUUUAAAUCAUUCCCCUUCGUUGAUCGCCGAUAAGUUGCUCGGUAUUGACGGCAUGGGUAGGGAAGCUCACAAAUGAGCAGAACAAAUGUAUGGGAAAUGGAAAUGCUUCUAGUUUUCAUCAAUUAAAACCGUUUACACAUCAGGAGAUUGUAAUAUAUAGCAUAAAAAAACAAAUAUUAGGGAAUUAGGGAAUUCUCAUUCGUUUGGUAUGUGAAUCGUCAAAAUCUGUUCGCGGCAAAAAAAAAAGUUAUUACCGUUAACUUUAUUUCAUAAAAACGUAACACGUUUUUCUGAUUUGGUACCCUUAAUGAAAGACGUAGUUCAACGUCAAAAAGUAAAAACUAGACUGACGCAAACUGUGAUUUCACCUUCGAUCACCCUGAGUACCCAGAGAAUGCAUUAAGUGCUGCACAUCCGCACUCCGAACAUCUGCAACGAUCCGAUUACGCCAAAAGUGGGUGCGCAAGAGAAGAGAUGUGAGCAAGAGGAUGCUGGUGUGAAGUUGACUUGAAACGAGAAACACUACUUGUUCCGGGUAAUGGCGAUGGCGAUGGCGAUGGUGGUUGUUAAACAGUGUUGAAAGCCACAGAGAAAGACGCAUUUUUCGAAUAUAAUCGAUUUUUGAUUGGAUUUUUGUUUCUUUUUUUACGCCAUUUUUUACGAUGAUGGUAUUCUACGGGAAGAGAAAAUAUCUUGUUCCCACCUUGUGCUGGCGGGGAGUGCGAGGUGCCCGCGUGGAGAAUAUAACAAUAAUUUACAAUAAAACCUUUACGAUAAUGUUGGUAAAUAAAUAAAUAAAGUUUAAACUAUACCGCGCGUACAUUGUGCUGCGCUUUCGCAUCUCUGGAAACAUGCUUCGAUGAUCGAGGUGCUGUUCUGCGGACAGAAUAUCUCGUUACUGCGGGAAUGUCGGUACAUGAGGUGAAUACCUGUACGCAACGUAUCUUCCAUAAGCAGCUCUGUGGGGUGUUGAGUUUUGGCACGCUGAAAAUAAUUCCUCGGUUCGCUCGGUGCAUUACGUUGUGCCGCCUUAGGGGAGCACUUUUGUGCAUCAUCAUCCUCUUGUCAAGAUCACAAGCUGGGUUUCCUUAGCCGAGAGCUGAUUGGGUAGCAGUUAGCUAGUUAGCGGAGAUUCGUUGGUAUGUAGUUGGUAUUGUUCGUAAUGACUUAUUUUUUUAACCUGUGUUCAUUUCAACGGGAUUGGCAAAAUGAUAAACAAAACUAUGGAAAAAAAUAUUACUGAAUUAUUUCAAAGUUUGAUUUCUGUUGUUGAUUUUAAUUCUCAAACUGCAUACCAAACAGUUUUCUUCUAAUCAGAUUCGACAUAUCGGUGCAAGAUGCUUUUUCGCCCAUCAGGAUAUAUUUACCAGAUGUUGCAAAAUUCAUUUGUUCAAUUUAAAGUAUUUUUCCCUAUCGUUCCCAUAUAGUUUUAUUAUUCAAUUCAAUUUGGUACCACCGGCUGAUAGGGUUGUAGAGAAUAGAGAAUAGAACGAGGUAACUAUGUAACCCUUGGAACUUUUUAGAAUUAUAUGCAAAUCAUGUGGUACAACUGUAGGUCUCCUUUUUGUGACCUGGCUGAAACAAGUAUAACUUUCAAACGGGUCACGUCGACUGGAUGUUCAGUUUUUUUUUGUUAGCCAUGUGCAUUGACGCUACUUUUUAAAUAUAUGUGUUCCGUCAUAUCCGACAAAAAAGGUGUGCUGAGGACGUGUCGGUCAUUUGUGGUAAACGUUAUUCAAAAUUGUUAUCCGGACGGGAUAACAAGCGCUGAAAUAAGAUCGGUCCCUCAUUCACCCGGAACGGGACUGAAUGCCAAUAAUUGGAUCCUGUGCGCCACCACCAGCCAAAUGUACCUCGAAAACAAGCGAUCGUAUAAGUAAGUUCCUGCCAGGCUAAAAUGGUGAAUAUAUAUGCACAUAUAUUGGCAUGCUGUAUUUUGUUUGUUUUAGAACGAAAUUUUAUGCGUGCAAUUUCACCGUCUUUCUCUUCGCGGGAUUCUCGAGUCCGAGGAACCAACUGGUGCCUCGAGGCUUUCUCUCCAUUACCCCUCGAUCAUGCUCCUCAUGCUCCUGAACUGCAAACAGGCACCAACGCGAACAAGCCGACUUGGCCGUAGUUAGCAAGUCACGAACCCAUAAUUUAGCUAGUUGAGUUUCUUGAAACGGAAUUGCGUUACCCUCGAUGGACACCGGUGAUCGGUGAGCCUCAGUGUAAAGGGAGAUAAUUGUGCCCCUAGCGAUUAAGUGCUGCGAAAGUUUUCCCCUUUUUCGGGGAUACUCUCGACUUGUGCUGGGCUCUGGUACGCAUACAGAGCGAUCGUUUCUUGUUAGGCUUCUAAUUACCAGCUUGUUUUCCUCCGCAGCCAUAGUUCGAACGUCAUUAGCAGUUCGAUUAACACGCAAUUGUGGCAGCUCUUGUAUUAUCAAUUAAUGUGUUGUAAUGUAUUGUGAUUUUUAUCGUGUUAGGUGGUCAUGAAUUGUAAAUAUUUAUUGUAUGCUUAUGUAGGUUCUAUAGAGGUAAGCAUAAACGACUGGUUUUACAUUGAUACAUUAAAUAUAAUAUAUUUGUCUCCAAUUGUGCCAUUAGUAAAGUUAUAUCGAACAUGAAAACGAUGAUUCUGUUUCAAUUAUUAUUGAAUUACUUCUUAAGAGAAAUACUUAAUAUUAUUAAUAUUUGUACUUAGAUACCGGGCAAUGUAAAUGAAAU